GACACAAAGUUCUGGGUUCCUGGUUCCUGGUUCCAUGAGGAACCCAGGAAGAUGAAGAGGAAGAUGCAACGAUGUUGAAAUCUCUCAUCACUAAUGAGGAAGGUCAUGUGAAUUUUGAAGAGAAAGCAGCUAUAGUUCAGAAACUUAAAGAAAAGUUUGUGCAGAAAAACUCUUCUGAAAAGAUUGAGGAGAAAAACUCUUCUGAAAAGAUUGAGGAGAAAAACUAUCUCCUCAUUCUAGAUGAUGUAUGGAAUGAAGAAAAGCCAAAAUGGGAUAACUUAAGAAAUUGUUUGUUGGGAAUAGGCAAAAUGGGUGGGAGUAGGGUUCUUGUCACAACUAGAAAUGAGAAAGUAGCUUCCAUAAUGGGAACCAAGAACAUGCAUAGUCUUGCCAAGCUAGAAACGAAGGAUUGUUGGUCUAUUAUCAGGCUUAAAGCAUUUGGCAACUCUCCUAAUUCUUCGGAAUUGGAGGAAUUGGAAAGUAUUGGAAGGAACAUUGCUGAGAAAUGUAAAGGUGUGGCAUUAGUUGCAAAUGUUGUAGGGGGGACAUUGUGCAAUAAUAUAAACAAAGAUUAUUGGACAUCAAUUAGAGAUGAUAAGGAAGUAUGGGAUUCAAUAGAAAAGGCUGAUGGAGUUUUGCGUGUAUUACAAUUAAGUUUUGAUCGGUUGCCAAUACCUGCUUUAAAACAAUGUUUUGCUUUUUGCUCUAUUUUCCCCAAAGACUUUGUCAUGGAAAAGGAGAUGUUAAUCCAGCUCUGGAUGGGUGAAGGAUAUCUUCAACCAUCUAGAAAAAGCUACAAGAAGAUGGAAGAUAUUGGAUAUCUUCAACCGUUUAGAAAAAGCUACAAGGAGAUGGAAGAUAUUGGUGGCAAGUAUUUCAAUGACUUGUUCUCAUACUCGUUAUUUCAAGAUGCAAAAAAAGACUCUUAUGGUAGUAUUAUUUCUUGCAAAAUGCAUGAUUUAAUACAUGAUUUAGCACAAUCUAUUUCAGAGUCUCAAACGUUGAUUUGGGAUCGUAGUAGUAGUAGUGAUACUCCUGCAAACAUUCAGCAUUUGGAGGAUGGUAGUAGUGAUAUUCCUACAGACAUUCGGCAUUUGAAUCUAAUUUCUAAGGAGGGUAUGCCAAAAACAAAAAUAGGGGAACUGCGUACCUUGUUUUCAUGUGUUGAUGUUUCUCAAAACAAGCUUGAAAACUUUAUAAAGGUGCGAGUUCUCAGUUUUUGUGGUGCUAACAUUGAUGAGUUGCCAGCUUUUUUGGGGAAAAUGAAGCAUUUAAGGUUUUUAGAUGUUUCAGAAACUAAAAUCAAAGAACUUCCCAAAUUCAUCACUAAGCUCUAUCAUUUGCAGACAUUUAGAUUUAUGAAUUGUGGGGAAAUCAAGAGGCCUUUGAAUGGAAUAUGGGAUUUAGUCAAUUUGAGACACAUUUAUUUCAAUGAUGAAAAGCUUAUGCCAGCUGGGAUUGGUGGAUUAACUUGUUUGAAAACAUUACAAUUAUUUGUUGUGGGCCAACAAAAGGGACAUCAAAUUGAAGAAUUGGGAUGUUUAAGCCAACUCCGAGGAAAAUUAGAGAUUCGUAAUUUGGAUAACGUUAGAGACAAAGAAGAAGCCAUGGGAGCAAGACUUUUUGAAAAGGGUACAAUUCAGGAGUUGCAAUUCCAAUUUGGUGGGAAGUCUAAUCUUAGUGAAGAUAGAUGCAAACAAGAUGAAGAUAUCUUGGAAGGCCUCCAACCUCAUUCAAAUUUGAAAGGCCUGACCAUUGAACGCUAUUGUGGUAAAAGUUGUCCUUCAUGGAUCAUUCCAUCACUGUCACUCGACGAGGAAGCAAAGGUGGAAAUUAAUUAUUGCAAGAAUUUGAAAAGCAUUGCAGAUUCGUCCCUUCAAAAACUCAUCAUUAAGAAAUGUGAAGAACUGGUUGGGGUAGAGGUUGGACCAGUUGCCAGGAAGUCUCUCAAAGAAGUACACAUAAGGAGUUGUGGUAAAUUGGUAAAUCUUCCGAUGAUUAGUAAAUUACAAUCUCUUGAGGUACUUGAACUUCAGCAUUGCAAGGAAUUGAAGAUGAUUGGAGAUGAUGCUCCAUUUAACUCCACGUGUCUACAAGAGUUAAAUAUUCAGGAUUGUCAUAGCCUGAUGUCCAUGCCCAGUGUAGAUGGGCUGUCCUCACUUCAAAAAAUUGAAAUAGGCUGGUGUGGGCAAUUGAAAAGCAUAGGAGAGGAUUUAUCUACUGCCACGUGUCUCAAAGAGUUGACUGUAUGGGAGUGCAAUGGUUUGAUGUCCUUUCCGAACCUCCAUGGGCUUUCAUCUCUUCAGACUUUAUGGAUAAGCGAUUGUGGUGGAUUAAGAAGUUUGCCGAGUGGGUUGCCAUCAUGCACUGCUCUUGAGGAUCUGGAUAUCUCCUACUGUCAUAAUCUAAUCUCUAUUCCAGAUGAUUUGAGGAGCAUCCCUAACCCUGCCUGCCUUGCUUGCCUGAAGAAGCUGACUAUUGGUGGUUUCUCAACAGAGCUCAAGGAAUUUCCAGAUCUGGGCUUCAUCAGAUCUCAUCUUGAAGGAUUGACUUUGAUUGCAUGGGGAGAACCAAGAGAACGUCUGCUGGAUCAAAUUCAACACCUAACUGCCCUUAAUUCUCUCGCAAUAAGCGGUUUUGAUGGACUGGAAGCUUUGCCAAAUUGGUUUGGAAACUUAUCCUCUCUUCAAACUCUGCGAAUUGACAAUUGCAAAUCUCUGAAACAUAUGAAAGCCAUCCGAUGCCUCUCCAAAUUAGAAAGCCUUCUUAUUUAUGGAUGCCCUGAGUUAAAGGAAAGAUGCACUGAAGGAAGUGGUUCCGAGUGGGACUACAUCUCUCACAUUCCAGAGAUCUACAUAGAGGGCAGAUGGAUCCAAAGCAAAAGAGGAUACAAUUUUAAAAAAUGAAGUUGCUCAAACAAGUAUUGUGAAUGCAUGCAGGCCUCUAGUUCUUCAAAUUAACCUGCAAGCAAUCAGGCUCUAAAACCAUAUGUGAUGUUGGUGACACCUUGCAGAAAAGCCAAAGUGCCAAGCACAACAAUCAUCUCAAAAGCCAUGGACACCUUUUGAUUUUUAUAAGAUCCAUACAUGAAUUCAGACUUGUAAUUAUAAUAGAUUUUGAAUUCAAACUUGGAAGAAUCUGCAACUAAGGGGAUUCAGACCAUGGAGAUAGAAAUGGAAAACAAGCCAGUGUAAUUUACUUUUGAAUUUUUUGUUCAUUUAAAGCAUUGGUUUUUCUUUAAUUUCUAGAUUGAUGUUUGUGGUUAUGAUCUAGAUUGUUGGUCGUUUUAAUUUGUCCACGGGAAUACAAAACAUGGAUUGGAGUUCUAUUAGGUGUUAUGGUUUCAAUAGGGUUUGAUUGCUGUAAUUGUAGGCCAUCCAUUGGCCUUGAAACACCUAACAAAUGCUGAUUGAACGAACAAAAAGCAGUUAGAAAGGCACUGUCAUCAAGAGAAAUUAAGAAUGAUUCUGGUA
Rubroshorea leprosula is the source of this 3473-nucleotide messenger RNA. NCBI's taxonomy places the organism in Eukaryota, Viridiplantae, Streptophyta, Magnoliopsida, Malvales, Dipterocarpaceae. The record is from the annotation of a GenBank genome assembly.